UGGAAAGGGACAUUCUUCCCACUGACCACCAUAGAAAGGGACAUUCUUCCUACUGGCCACCAAUGAAAGGGACAUUCUUCCCACUGACCACCAUGGAAAGGGACAUUCUUCCCACUGACCACCAUAGAAAGGGACAUUCUUCCUACUGGCCACCAAUGAAAGGGACAUUCUUCCCACUGACCACCAUGGAAAGAGACAUUCUUCCACUCACCACCAUGGAAAGGGACAUUCUUCCCUCAGUGAUGCCUGUCAAUGCCCAUCAGUGCAACCUACCAGUGCCUCCUCAUCAGUGCCCAUCAGUGCCACCUAUCAGUGUCCAUCAGUGCAGCCUAUCAGUGCCCAUCACUACAGCCUCAUUAGCGCACAUGAAUCUGCACUGAUAAUCAAGGCACUGAUCAGUGCCCUGAUCAUCACGGCCCAUCAGUGCCACCCAUCAGUGCUGCCCAGCAGUUGCGUCCAUCAGUGCCGCCCAUCAGUGCUGUCAGUGUUGCCAAUCAGUGCCGCCUAUCAGUACCCAUCAUUGCUGCAGAUCAGUGCA
This is a messenger RNA of Staurois parvus, 538 nucleotides long. NCBI's taxonomy places the organism in Eukaryota, Metazoa, Chordata, Amphibia, Anura, Ranidae. The record is from the annotation of a GenBank genome assembly.